GUGCUCCUUGACCAAGGCUACACUGAUGAGCCCGAAUGUAACCCGUCAACGAGUUAUUGCUCUCUACAAGGAGCUUAAUCGCCUCGGUCGAGACUACCCGGAUCCAUCGUACGACUUCAAUGGACGGAUGCGGCGUAUGUUCGAGAAGAACAGAGACCUGACGGACCCAGAAGAUAUCGAGAAGGCGAUCAAGUUCGGCGAGUAUAUCAAGAAUGAGACCCUAGCUUUGUAUUCUCUGCGCAAAUACCGACAUCUGAAGAGGAUGUACUAUCCUACCAGUCUCGACGAGGGGACUGAAGGGAAAUCAUAGUCCUCUGGGAGACACCUAGGAGACGUGGGAGGUUUUAUUGGCCUUUAUUCAAGCCUUUUCGUAUAGCGAUUACAGUCGACUCUGUCUUAACCCAUAACGGGUCGUGGAACCCAAAAGUUAUGGGUUUCUGCAGACUAUGGGUUACCAGAACGUGUGACACUAUGUGACU
Messenger RNA from Gloeophyllum trabeum ATCC 11539, 479 nucleotides. RefSeq lists its product as uncharacterized. The coding region runs from base 26 to 310 and encodes 94 amino acids. NCBI's taxonomy places the organism in Eukaryota, Fungi, Basidiomycota, Agaricomycetes, Gloeophyllales, Gloeophyllaceae. The record is from RefSeq and is a predicted model, not a curated record. The transcript has 4 exons. Gene Ontology annotation, cellular component: mitochondrion. Gene Ontology annotation, biological process: respiratory electron transport chain.